Triticum turgidum subsp. durum (durum wheat) is the source of this 387-nucleotide messenger RNA. Lineage: Eukaryota; Viridiplantae; Streptophyta; Magnoliopsida; Poales; Poaceae. The record is from the annotation of a GenBank genome assembly.
AUGGCUGAACCCGAGGUAGCGGCCGCCGCAGCCGCGGCCAUGGAGACCGAGGCCCCGGAGGCGAACCCUAGCCUGAAGAGGGAGCGGGAGGAAGGGGACGACUCCGGCCCGGUGGCUGCGGCCGAGGAGGCGGAGGAGGCGCCGGCCAAGAAGGCGAAGGUGGAGGAAGAGGCGAAGAAGGCGGAGGAUGUCGCCGGGAACGGGGAGGAAGAGGGGGCCAAGGGUGAGGAAGGGAAGCCCGUCAAGCUGGGGCCCAAGGAGUUCGCCACGGCCGUCGACAUGUUCGACUACUUCUUCGCGCUGCUCCACUCGUGGUCGCCGAACCUCGAGUUCAACAAGGUGAGACCGUCAGCGUUAGGAUUCAGCCAAUCGCUUGUGCCAUGGUGA